GCUGACGCUAAUGCUAUUGGUAAACUCGGACGGCCGAGAGAAAGCUUCAGAGAGCAAUGAAAAUCAAAGCUUCCAUCUCCCCUGUAAUGCUAUUGACUGACUAAAUAUUGUUCAUCGACAAAAACCCUCUCUCACCCCGCCGCUGCCAUGGAGCUCCGGCUUCUCUUUCUCCUCUUCUGCUCCUCCCUCCUCGUUCUGCCAACCCAUUUGACACCAUCAUCAGCAGCUAAAGACACCGAUACCCAUCUGCUCCAACCCACUGAUCAACGGCGCGACGGCUACAUCUCCGUGCUCUUGACCCAACAGGGGAUCGAUUUCGCCAAGGAUGUCUUGAUAGGCAAAGCAAUUUCUUCUCUGAUCCCAAUUCAGCUGGACGACAUCGAGAAGUCGGUCAAAAUCCCGCUGGUUGGCACCGUCCGCAUCCGUCUAUCUGACAUCGCCAUCAACGAAGCCACCGUGGGUUCUUCACGAGCUCAAGCUGGGCGCCCUGGAAUCCAAUUGGUUGCUUCUGGGAUUACUGCCCAGAUGAGCUUGAAGUGGAAGUAUUCUUACAAGGUUUGGUUUGUCGAGAUUUCUGACCAUGGAGUUGCCUCAGUUCAGGCUGAAGGUAUGCGAGUUGGGGUCAUUGCGGGUGUGAAGGAAGAUGGAGGCACCCUGAAGCUUUCAGUUUUGGCCUGCGGCUGCCAAGUGGAAGAUGUGUCUAUUGAUGUUCAUGGUGGAGCAUCUUGGCUUUAUCAAGCGUUGGUUGAUGCUUUUCAAAACACCAUAAAGUCCAAGGUGGAAAAGGCUGUUGCCAAGAAAAUCACAGAUGGGAUCGCAAAACUCGACACCAAAUUGCAAUCAAUUCCGAAGCUGAUCAACAUUGAUCGUACUGCUGCACUGAAUGUUACUUUUGUCAGCGAUCCCAUCUUCCAGUCAUCUUCAGUUGAUCUGCAAAUUGAUGGUUUGUUUACAUCAUUGGGUAAUGCUUUGGCUCCGGCCUAUCACCGUGUAGGGAGAGGAGCUUCUUUAUAUUACGACGACGAGUCUCGUAUGAUUGGAAUAUCACUACAUGAAGAUGUGUUUAAUUCUGCUGCAACAACAUACUUCAAUGCAGGUUAUAUGGAUUGGAAGAUCAAUAAACUGCCAGAUCAAUCCCUCUUGAAUACUGCAGCAUGGAAGGAUGUGUAUCCCGAGUUAUACAAGCUUUACCCCGAUGAUGACAUGACUCUGGAUGUGAAGUCUGCUUCUCCUCCAGUCAUUACCAUUACAGAGGAUGAUGGUAAUGCUGCCAUCGCCUUGGACGUGACAGUGAAAGUCUUGAAUGCUACUCAAGUUCUACCAGUUGCUUGUGUAUCAGUGGCAAUUAACGCUUCUUGCACUCCACAAAUCUUGGGGAACAACCUUACUGGCGUUCUAGAUAUGAGAAGUUUCAAAUUAUCUCCCAAAUGGAGCAACAUCGGGAACCUACAGACCCCUCUACUCGAGGAGAUGGUCUCCACUGUCCUAGGCAGCAUCUUCAUCCCAUACGUGAACUCCCACCUCGCAAGAGGGUUUCCCUUGCCUGUAAUUCACGGAUUCGCAAUCGCUGAUGGUGAAAUCAAAUGCAUGGAUUCGAGCCUCAUAAUCCGCAGCGACAUUGCCCUGACCAGCCGAGAUCAAUCAAAUGUGGGGUUUCCGGUAGGCAUUUCGAUGACAGUUCCACCGAUCGGAAGCCCAACGGUGAAUAGAAGCUCUAAGGCAGAGAAGAUGGCAUCUUCUUCCGACGCGUGGAUGAAGGAGUACAAUGAAGCGGCAAAGCUUGCGGAUGAUAUCACUGGGAUGAUAUCUUCUCUCCCUUCAGCUGGACCUGAAAGCCAGCGUCAUGCUUCUGCUGCUCGGCGGAAGAUCACCAUUUUGGGUACCCGACUUGAUAGCUUACAGACCCUCUUGACAAAGCUUCCCGGAAAGCAGCAUGUAUCGGAAAAGGAAAUGAACCGUCGGAGGGACAUGAUUGGGAACCUGAGGACGAAAGCCAACCAGAUGGCUUCCUCGUUGAACAUGACAAGCUUUGCUAACAGGGAUAGUUUGUUAGGCACUGAAAUAAAGCAAUCUGACAUCAUGAGUCGAACAACUGGUUUGGACAACCAUGGUCUCGUUACUUUUCAGAGGCAAGUUAUGAGAGAGCAAGAUGAGGGGCUUGAGAAGCUGGAAGAGACAGUAAUAAGUACAAAACACAUCGCCUUGGCAGUCAAUGAAGAACUAGAUCUUCACACCAGACUUAUUGAUGACUUGGAUGAACAUGUGGAUGUGACGGACUCUCGCUUAAGGCGAGUGCAGAAGCAAUUGGGAGUAUUGAACAAGCGGACCAAGGGCGGUUGCACCUGCCUGUGCAUGCUUAUGGCCGUAAUUGGGAUCGUGGCUCUGGUUGUGGUCAUAUAUAUGCUGAUCAAGUACUUGUGAUCGUGCCUGAAACCCCCCAUUUUCACUAUAUCGGCCAUUGCCUUGCCUUGUCUGCCUGCUGCUCUGCCCAUUCUGCAACAAGUCGUUCUCCCCUCCUGUUUUUGCUGUACCUUCCCCUGUUGUUUGGAAAUUCUCUGCUUCCGCUCCUCUAUGGUGGUGCUAUGUUGAUGUGGCAGAAGCUGUAAUACCAAAAAAAAGAAAGAAAUAUCGGGAAUCAACACUGUAAAUGAAACCCAAGUGAUUUGGCUCGAGUGUGUCGUUUGUCUGUUGGUCAACCAAAGCCAAACUACACGUUUUAAUGUGAAAUAUAUAUGGUUGUCUUCAUGUCUUGUCUGUGCUUCAUUCAUAUUUGGCAUUGCCACGUAUCUACAUU
This is a messenger RNA of Linum tenue, 2794 nucleotides long. The record is from the annotation of a GenBank genome assembly. Lineage: Eukaryota; Viridiplantae; Streptophyta; Magnoliopsida; Malpighiales; Linaceae.